Messenger RNA from Cercospora beticola, 336 nucleotides. RefSeq lists its product as uncharacterized. Lineage: Eukaryota; Fungi; Ascomycota; Dothideomycetes; Mycosphaerellales; Mycosphaerellaceae. The record is from RefSeq and is a predicted model, not a curated record.
AUGUUCCGCCCUACAUUACUCCGCACUUUGCGCCCUACACGAAGCUCGGUCCGCUCCUUCUCCAUCCGACAGCGUCUCCAACAAGAGCAACCGCAGUAUCAAGCUCCAGGCCAGCCCGAAGCUGCGAAGCCGAAUCCGCAUCGACGAGUCUACAAGCAAGGCGGACCGGGUCGUGCCAUCGCAUAUAACUUCUUGAUCGCUAUGGUCACGUUUCAAGUUCUAUAUUGGGGUUGGCUGAAGCUGGAGAGCAUCGAGACGAAGCAAGAGAAGGGAGACGAGAUCAAGAAGUUGGAGGGCGAGGUGGAGAAAUUGACUGGCGCGAAGGCCAAGGACUGA